AACUAACGCUGCGACUCAAACGAGAAAUAUUGGCACUUAACAAAAGAGAAAGUAUCGAUAGUGUUAUUAGGUCAUCAAUCAUAGCUGCCAUGCCGUGAUCUUUAAAUAGAGAGUGUCAAUUAUUUAAGCGUAAAGCGUAAAUAACAAAACACCAUGAUGUGUUUAUUAAUCCUUUGAACAGAAAGAAUACGGAUAGAAAAUUAUGCCGAUUACUCCACGGUGAAACAGUUAAAUAAUAUUAAUUUGUCAAAUACUUUAUUAGCUGCCAUUUUCUAUAGAUUUAAUGCAUGUAAAUAUAUUUAUAUAUUAAAUCUAAUUGUAUAAAAUAUAUACUCAGGAUUAUAUUGUAAACUGCAAUAUAUAGGUGUAAAUGAUGCAUUUAAUACUAUUUUCGAAAAAUAGUUCAGUGAAAGAGAAUUUUUUGAAUAAAUACAUAAAUGAGUUUCGCCCUCUUCUUUUACGUAUGCGAUAUGAAAUUGUAAACGAGUUUGAGAGGCAAAGUUUUAUCGUAACAUCAGCUGUGACCUCUUAUUCACUCUUACUCACGUAUCUUGUCUACCGUAUAGGAAUACGAAAGAAUGCAGGGGGAACCGUAAAUAUGGUCAUCGCACAAGUGGGGAUCACAUCGAUGGGCACGGGAGCGAGUCUUUUCUUCGACACGCUUCAUUCAUGUUUAGUAGUGUCAUCGAGUAGUGCCGGAGCGAAGAGUAUCGGCCUCUUCCCCGUAAUCCGAUAUCGCCGAGUUUUUACACUUCGAAAGCAUAAUUCAUUAAAAAUUAUUUGGUGCGAUAAUUUGGUGCUUAAAUAAUUAUCUACUCGGUUUCUUGCGUGAAAAACGACACCGCCAGUUUCUACGUAAAAAGAAGGGAAAUGUCAGUUAUCGAAUUAAAAGCCUUAUGUCUUGGAGGGCCAAAGUUUAAGUGCGAGAAUUACAUCUAGUGAAAAAAAAAUAUAUAUAUAAUGUUUGACGAAAAAUAUAAUUAAGAUGGAAAAUAACAACAGUUACGUUGUAAUUAAUUGAUCUUUUGAUUGUGUAACGAUGCGGAAUAAGAAAUUAUCGGAAAGUAAGUUUGCAGUUCUCUUCAGUCGGAGACGCGGAAGAUCGGUUGGAGACGCUCGCGUUGUAGGAUUGGAGGAAACGCGCCGAUGGCGAGCGGAAGUCUCGUUCGACCGAGUCAAAGGCCGAACAAGAUCUUCCAACAUGGAAUGAUCACGUCAAGUGCAGGAAAGUCUGAAGAAAAUUGAAUUUUCUUCGGUAGAGAAUUUUUGAAACGCUCGCCAAUUUUUGAACAGCAAGAAUUAUGAGAGUUGAAAUAAUUUGCUUGCUUCUGGUCGUCGCUCGUAUCCACCCGGGCAAAUGCGAUGUCUUCAUGGACUUUUUGCGCAGUGUAUUUCAAGGGGGAAGGAACAAGAUUGAUCCAAUGGGAAUCUCAUAUCCCGUACACUACGGCGGUGUACGAAAACAACCGAUAAUUCCUGACAACGUCCCGUUUCCUUGCAACGUGCAUUUUAGCAGAUCCUUGUCAAUACCAGACAGCGUUCAUCGAUUGAGACCGGGAGACAUCGACGUGAUAGGUGGUCUCGGUGACUCCUUAGUCGCCGGAAGCGGCGCGUUGGAGGAAUUCGCUGUAGGAACCUUCAUUGAGGCGCGCGGAGUCAGUUGGUGCGUCGGGGGUCAAGGGGAUUGGAGACGAUUCUUCACGCUUCCCAACGUUUUAAAGAUAUUCAAUCCGAAAUUAACAGGCUACUCCACCGGAACGGGAGAGUUCAUCUCGACCGCGGCGAAACUGAACAUUGCCUUUCCGGUCGCUGCUACGGAGGACGCGUUGCAGCAGGCGAGAAUCCUGGUGCAGAGAAUUAAAAAUGACCCAAAGAUAAACGUGAAGAAGCAUUGGAAGCUCAUUACGAUCCUAUUUGGGGCUAACGACAUUUGUUCGGCGCAAUGUUACGAUCCGCAGCAAUUCUCGCCGCUGCGUUACAUCCUGCACUUACGAAGGACGCUGGAUUUCUUGAGGAUCGCGCUGCCCCGCACGCUAGUCAAUCUGGUUCCAGCCAUAGAUGUCACGGUCUCGGUUAGGGUGACGCGAAGUACCAUGUGCAAUAUAUUGCAUCCACUUUACUGCGGCUGCAUGCACAAGGGUAGUCGACCGGAAAUCGCAGCGUCGAAAAUGUCGCGACUCUAUCAGCAGGCCGCCGAAACAUUAGUCUACUCAGGAAGAUACGAUAACUCCCCGGAUUUUACCGUGGUGUUACAGCCAUUUAUUAAAUUAUUCAAUGCACCUAAUGCGGAUCCUAAUCAUGCUCCGCCGAUCGACUCCAGUCUGGUCACAUAUGACUGUUUCCACUUCAGUCAGAAAGGACACGCACUCGGCGCUAAUCUUUUGUGGAACAAUAUGCUGGAGCCGGUCGGAAAUAAGACGGAAAAGGGAUUGCCUAGAAUAUUGGAGAAGGUACUCUGCCCCACGGAGAACGCGCCCUACAUCUUCACGAACGUUAACUCGCGAUUCUUCCGAAUGACUGGCAGGCAAGAUGGAAUUGUGCCUAGAUAACAUAAGGCUCGAUAGUAAUCGAUCCUAAUUGACGAGAUAAAUUAUUAUGAAAGAACUUAAUAUAUAAUAAAUGCAAUGAAAUUAUCCGGGACAUUCGUUAUCGAUGUUAUUAUUAUUUGUUAUGUGCGUAAAACUGCGCGUGAAAAUAUAUAUAUUUCUAAAAAUAAUAUAAAUAAUAUCAAAAUAUAAUAAGAAUAUAGUUUUAAAUGUAAAUUAAGAAUUUAUACAUGUUUGCAUAAUUGGUGUACGAAUAAUUGACGUUCUAUUGUAAUAUUAUAGAUAACGAUUAAAUGUACUCGUUAUUUUCUUCGUAUAUUUUCAGAAAAAUGUAAUUUUGCACGAUCUGACGAUAUUGGCAUUUCGUGAAAUAUUUAGGCAAAUAUAAUUUGAUGUAUAAACAAUUACUAAUCAACUGUUUGAAAUAAAGUAGAUUUAAAAAAAA
Wasmannia auropunctata (little fire ant) is the source of this 2991-nucleotide messenger RNA. Its product is annotated as phospholipase B1, membrane-associated. Gene Ontology annotation, biological process: phospholipid metabolic process. The record is from RefSeq and is a predicted model, not a curated record. The coding region runs from base 1302 to 2549 and encodes 415 amino acids. Gene Ontology annotation, molecular function: glycerophospholipase activity. Lineage: Eukaryota; Metazoa; Arthropoda; Insecta; Hymenoptera; Formicidae. The transcript has 9 exons.